AUGAGCGAUGGUGGCGGAUUGUCGAAAGCCGACAUGUUGGCUGCCGCAAAGAGAAAGGUAUUUCGAAACAAGUUUCAAGAAAUUGUAAUGAACCUUUUAUUUUCAGCUGAAAGAUUAUGAGUCAAAACGAAAUCGUGAUUCUCCCACUUCAAGUGUUAUUUCAUCUGAACCUGCUGGAGGAAUGAAUGGUAGAAGUAGUGGAAUAAGUGAAGAAGAAUCGGUCAGCUCGAACCUGCAUAAUGGUGUCAAAAUUGCAUCGGUAAGUAAGAUAAUAUUCCGAGUAAAGAAGCUUUUUUCCAAAAAAAAAAGACAAAAAACUGUAUUUUUGUGAUAAGAAAAUUCACGUUUUUAAUUUUAAAUAUUUAACAGAAAAUUUCACGUUUUCCACGUGGUAUUUUUCAAAUUUUUAUUUUCAAAUAGAUUUCGCCAUUCCAACAAACAAUGACAAAUGGAAACGAGUGGUAUCAAGCUUAUGCGCAGUUGAAAACGCAACACGAUGAACUUGUGAGUUUUAAAAAAUAUUAAUUCGAGCCAAUUAUAUAUUCAAAAAUAUCAGGUUUCUCACUAUGCCCAACUUCAUUCUGCUUAUUCACAAGUUAAUGAAAAUGGAGUUCAUAUUGAUGCUGAAAAUCAAAUAGUUCAAUUACAAGCUGCUCUUUCAACAAUGGUUGAAGAAAAAUUGGCAUGUCAAACUGAACUUCGACAAUGUAAAGAAGCUAUGGAAAAUCUGAAAAAGAAGCACACUGAAGAAAGUGUGAAGAAAGCGGAGGUUCCAAAAAACGAUGAAGAAAGUUUCGAAGUAAAAAGUUUAUUAGCUAGAAUUGCUGAAAAGGAUGCAUUGCUAUUUGCAAGACAUGGAGAACUCGAAAAUAUAAGAAAAGAGAAUUCAAAUAUUCAAGCUAAUUUAUUAUCUGUUCAACAUGAAAGAAGUGAAGCUCAAGCACGGGUUAAAAGUUUGGUUCGCGAAAAUUCGCAACUUGAACAAAUUAUUCAACAAUGUAGAAAAGAUAUUCAAAUGAAAGAUUUGAAUUUGAAACAACUUGGAGGGGCACAUAAUUUGGCAAAUGUUUCAAACGAAAAUACUCCUCAUGGUAUGAUUUUUCCAUUUUUGAGAUUAAAACAUUUCAAAUUCAUUGUAAAAUUUAAAAAUUAUUUGAAUUCAGAUGAAAAAUAUGAAAUUGAAUUAAUUGAACUUCGAAACGAACGAUCUCGAUUGUUAGCUGAAGUUGCUGCUUUGAAAUCACAUUAUUUGGAACGGGAACAAGCUUUGCAACAAAAACAAAUAGAAUUAGCGGCUCAAUUGGAACAAGUUCAAAAUCAAAGAUUCAGUUCAGAUGAUCGAAUUCAAACACUCGAACAUCAGUUACAUUGGGCUAAUGCGGUCAGUUUUCAGCUAAUUUUUUAUUUGUUAUUUAUUUAUAAACUUGUUUCAGGAAGUUGAAAAAUUGCGAGCUGCUUCUAUUCCUACUCAAUCUGUUGAAGAAUCUAUUCAGAUUAUCACUGAAGAAGAGGUUGUUAAACGUAUUCGAGAAGCAAUUCAUGCAGAAACUCGAAAAUGGGAGAAGAAAUUGGAAGAUGAGCAAACACACAGAGAAGAAGAAAUUCUUGAUAAAGAUCGAAUUAUUUUUGAAAGAGAACAAAGUUUGGCUGAAGUUGAAAUGAAAUAUCGAUUAUUAGAAGAAAGAACUCUUGAAACAACAACAAAUGGAGCUGAUCUUUUGUCAUUGUCUGAACAAUUGCAAAAUGAAAAAGCAACUGUUUCUCGUGCUGUUGCCCAAAAUCGAGAAUUGAAAUCGCAGUUGAUUGAAACAGAAGAUCGAUUGAUUGCAUUGACAGAAGAAAAAGCAAAAAUUGAAUUGGAAAAACAAUCAGCAGAACAUCAAGUUAAAGAAUUGAUAAAACAAUUGAAUUUGGAAAGUGCUGGAUUAGUCACAAAUAUUUCUGAAGUUAUCGCAUCUCAACCACAUUUGAAUUCAGAAACUCCAAGAGAUGAGAACAGUUAGUGUUUUUUUUUAAUUUUUUUCAACAGAUGAUAUAUUUCAGAUUCUCUCAAUAAAAACAGUUCAGAUGAUAGUAUCGCCGAAUUUGUUGCCAAAAUUCAAUCACUUGAAUUAGAAAACGCGAAUUUGCGAGGAAACUUGGAGAAUUCAUCAGCUGCUUUGCAACAAGUUCGAGCUGAUCUUCGAAGAAGUAAUACACAAAAUGAACAAAUGGAUGAAAUAAUGAGACAAAAUGCUGAAGAUGAAAAUCAAAAUUCAAUUCAUGUUGAAUUGACACAAGCAAUCGGAAGAGUUAAUGAUUUAGCAGCUGAAAAUGAACAACUUCGAGAAGCUAUUAAUGAUUUGAGUGUCCAAUUGAAUGAAGAAAGAAGUCGAGUUGUUGAAUCGGAGAAAAAAUUAGAUGAAAUUGAGAGAAAUCGAAAAGAUGAGAAUGAAAAACCGAAAGAGAGUAAAGAAUUGAAUCAAGAAGAUCUUUGGGCUCACAAAGAAUUGGAAAAAAGAUUUGCUCGCGCAAUGUUGCAAAAUGCUGAAUUAUCAGAAUCAAUUGAUAGAUUAGAACAUAUCAAUCAACAAUUAGAAUUGGAAAAUGAUACAAUUGCUGAUCAUGUUAUUUUAUAUCAACAUCAAAGAAAAUUGAUUCGAGAAAGACUUCGUGUAAAAGAUGAACAAUUAAGAACAAUGGAAGAAGAUCGAACUCGAACUGUUGCAAGAUGUCAAGAAUUACAAAAUGUUCUUAUGACCGUUUUGAAUAAAGGAGGAAUAUUGAAAGAAUAUGAAACGAAUUCGUUAGCAAGAAAAGCAGCUCGGAGAUUAUCAAGAAGUUAUAGUCACAGUACUGUAGAUGAAUUGAGUGGUGAUGAAGAUAUGAUUGUUGAUGCAAAAAUGGAAGAAAUUCCUAGUCGAAGUUUGGAUCAUGCAAAUAUUCAUGGACAAAAAGCAAAUCAUUCAAAACAAGAAAUUGUUGAGACGGAAACUGGUGCAGUUUCACCUGCUAGAAGUUUAUCGCCAUUGUUGGAAGGGUGAGUUUUUAAAGGAAGGGGCUGGAAAAUUUCUGAAUGAAAUUUUUAUCCCAAUUUCAAAUAAUUUUUGAGUGUUUCAACUUUUAAUCUCAAAUUCAGUUUUCCUAGAAAUUUUCCCAAUUUUUAGACAGUUAUGAGUUUUUGAAAAAUAUACAUAGAAAACCCCCGCCCUAAUUUUUGUUCUAAAUAUUCUGUCCUGCUUUUCAGAUCACCAUUAGAACAAGAUGCAUCGGUCCGUCGAAUUUUGGAAAUAAUUUCGGAUAUUUCGGUUAGUUAAUUUUUCAAUAUUUCUUGCACAUUAGUUGGUUUACAGCGUCCACAACCAGUUUUAAAUGGCCAAUUACAUUGUACACAAUGUAUUGGAGAUUUGCAAGAGCUGUGA
Messenger RNA from Caenorhabditis angaria, 3401 nucleotides. The record is from the annotation of a GenBank genome assembly. NCBI's taxonomy places the organism in Eukaryota, Metazoa, Nematoda, Chromadorea, Rhabditida, Rhabditidae.